Messenger RNA from Medicago truncatula (barrel medic), 1739 nucleotides. RefSeq lists its product as uncharacterized. The coding region runs from base 239 to 1369 and encodes 376 amino acids. Gene Ontology annotation, cellular component: membrane. NCBI's taxonomy places the organism in Eukaryota, Viridiplantae, Streptophyta, Magnoliopsida, Fabales, Fabaceae. Gene Ontology annotation, biological process: Golgi vesicle transport. The transcript has 6 exons. The record is from RefSeq and is a predicted model, not a curated record.
UUGCAUAAAAGAGAGAAAGGGUUCGCUUAAACGUUUCUUUCUGAAGGUUUCUUUCUCUCUCUUCAUUCUUCUUCUUCUUCUUUUGCUUUGAUUCGCUGAAGAGAAGUAUAGGGAGAGAGAAGAAACCAUAUACACACAAGCAACUACUCUCGUUGUUUUUCAUGUGUUAUAGCGAGUUUCCUUUGAUCUUGGAACCAUAUUCGAAGUUUCUUUCUUUUUUGUUAUUUUCCUUUUGAAGAUGUUGGUAGCUAAUAGUUUCGAUCUAUGGCGAAAAGAUGCUUUCUUCUCUGCAGCCGAGGAGGUUCAGGAAUCCGCUGAUAUAAUGGAAUCAGCAUACAGGGCAUGGUUAAGAGAGAGGAGAGAAAGGUCAAAUCCUGAGGAAUUAAAUGAAUUAUGCAGGGAGCUUCAAACUGCUUUAGGUACUGCUAAAUGGCAGUUGGAAGAAUUGGAAAAAGCUAUUAGGCUAAGCUACCGACAUCUUGGUGAUGACAACCGAGCCACUAGGCACAGGCAGUUUAUAUCUGCCAUUGAAAGCCAAAUUUCCCAGGUUGAAGCAGAUCUGAGAGAAUCUAAUAUCGAGGAAGGUAAGCAACCCCUUCGGUGGGUAAAUUUGGACGAAGAAGAGCGAGAUGAUUUUGCUGCGUUUCUAUCUGGAACCUGUGAGACUGUGCAAAGCACUAAAGAUGAAUGUGUGGAUGUUUCUCCUUUGAUGAAAUCCUCAAUUCGGGAGAAACAAGUUAGCAAAGAAGAUGAAAAUGUAAAUGUAAAUGUAAAUGCUUUUUACCGUUGGGAUGGUUCUACUAAUGAAAAGGCUUCUGUGGAUGCUGUUGCCGUUAACAAAGACAGAGAUUACGCAAUAGAAAUAAAAGCAGAUGCCGAUUCUAGAAAUAGUGAUGAUGUAGUUUAUCAAACAGAUACAACAACUAGUACAAGGAAGACAUGGAGUCCUCCACCUAAUUAUGCUGCUUUAAGAAUUGUAAUUGCUGAUGAAGAUGAGCAGGGAAAUCAACUUACACGGACCGUUGAUGCCACCCCUAAAGAGAAAGGAUCCAAACCUCUCUUCUGGAAACAAAAAUUCGAAGAAUAUCCUCAGGCCAUGCGAGCUGUUCAUAUGUUCAAUCAGGUUUUUGGUCGCAUCGGUCUAUGCCAACGACAGCUUCGAAGUCCUUUGCAUUUGCGACAUGGUCGUUCUCUUAAAGUUACACUUGCUCUAAUGAUGAUCAUUUUUCUACUUGAUGGAUUGUUGUGGACUGUGGUUUGGUUUACCAGCAAAAUAGUUUAUUCACGUUUCCUUCAUCUGCUGCCCGAAAGUAGAAGCUCUUCAUUCAAGCCAAAUCUUGACUUUUGGGGCUGGCUUUCCUUGUUCUGAUGGUGAUUGAUAAAAGGUCAAAUGGGUGUUUGAUAUAUCUGCAUGUGCUGGAAAAAUGAGUCAGUCAAGGGCAACCAACCAAUCAGUGUCACAUUCUUGUAUUUAGUGGUUGUUAUUAUUAUAAGAUUAAGAUGAAUGAAUUCACUCCCACAUGUGUAGUGUGUGGAAGCCGACAUCAUAACACAUUACCAACCUCCUUUCUAAAACGAUGGGAAUAGGAUAGGUGUAUGUCUACUUUAGUUUCAUGGGUCUGUUACUAAGUGUAUAUACAUUCAUCGUAAAAUAUUGUUUAAUGCAACUUCCACUAUACUACUAUUUGCAUUGGUUGCAAGAUAAUGCAAGCUUAAAUUUCAAGUUGUUUAUGUGUCAA